Molecule: messenger RNA, 11295 nt
Organism: Hyalella azteca
Lineage: Eukaryota; Metazoa; Arthropoda; Malacostraca; Amphipoda; Hyalellidae
Exons: 13
Coding region: 1215-6431 (1738 amino acids)
Molecular function (GO): nucleic acid binding
Source: RefSeq, a predicted model, not a curated record
UGUCCGAUGAAAGAUACUUUCAAUCGACGUACUUAGCUGACGCUGAACCUUUGACAUUGGAAGAUGAGGACGUGGAAGCAGCCUUUGUAACGUCAAUAGAAGACCAGGCCACUUUUCAAUCUGACCUCGUGAACCCUUCACUAGGCGAAGAUUAUAAAUUAUCUCCCUCCUCUUGUGUGGAAAUUCCAUUUUCCAACGACAUCGGUACUUCUGUGCCGUUUUCUUCUUUUUCUUCAAAACUAAAUUCCGGACAAAUUUUGUGCUCUGCUGCCUCGUUUCCUUAUGAUUCCGUCGACACUCCGUCGGUGUGUGUCCUCCCACAUACACGCACCUCAUCAGCACUGAGCUCGAGUCAUCUUAGUUCCGAUAUUAUUUUCAAUCAAUCAAAUUUUGUUAGCUUAGCGCGGCCCUCCAGUUUUUCGUCAUUCGCCUCCGUCUUCUCUCCUCAGCGUUCUCGCUCUCUGCCGCUCCUCACAGGCACCGCUCAGUACCGCACUGAUGUCCCUUUCCGACGCACAAAAUCAGCCUACCAACUUCCAGAGGUAAAUAUCCACUUCACCGAUCCUGAAAUUGAUUAUCCUGAUUCAUUUGUUGCUGGUUCGGCCAAUUUAUGCUCUGAAUUGGCACCACCUCGCUCGAAGUCGGCACCACCUCGAUCAGAUAGUGUGUUUUCUUCUGUGCAGCGUGAAUCACUUUUUUCGUGCUCUCUUCCGGCUUUACAUAACUCUGUAGCAUCCCUCUCAUAUGCAUAUCAACAUCCUUUAAUAGUUCUCGUUGGGCCUACUGACACAAAAGAUUUACAAACGCGUUCCGAAUUCAUUUCUCCCUCGUCUCGUUCCAAGUCAGAAUCGGAUAUUGGAGAGACCUUGUCACUCUCUCCAUGUGAGUCGUCAUCGCCCAGGACCCAUCUUCAAGUUGUGUCUAAAGUCCCACCGGUGACUUCUCGCCCAGGACCUCCUAUCUCUGCCUCGUUAACGUUUUCCGUGAAGGAGAUAUCUUUCAUCGGUGCGCCGACUACUAACACCGCGCAAAUUUCUGCACUUGACCAAAAUUCGCUUGGUGACAUUAAAAACUGUCCAAUACACGGCGCUGCAAGUUUCACAAAUUUAGUUAACACGCAGAAUUAUUUAUCUAACGAUUCAAGUCAUUCUAUUAGUACGUCUUCUGCAUUUCUCCUUGCACAAAAUGGAUAUGGCUUUCAUGAUCCUACAUUGAUGCACGCAGUAGAAGAACCAAGAACAUUUGAAAGUGAGAUAGGAGAAGAUACCAACCCGCUAGAGGAAAUCACGGUCUGGGCUUCUAUUUCAUCGUCGAAUACCGGAGCACAGUCCGAGCAAGAACCGUUUGCAUCGUCUGCACCUACCAGCUCCUCACUGUCCGGCGACCCUGCCACCUCGGAACCUCCCCGCAGUGCAAAUCCCGAGGACGGGCGUCUCGUUGCCGGGUUUGAUGAGCCGCGCCAUCCUCCUGUACUGCUCAACUCUGGUGCGCCGUCAACUCCUUCCCUGGCUCGUACUGUUGAUUGUGGUGCGUGUGGUCCAGUUCAGAGGAGUGAGGCUUCUUGUGCUCAUCAAGCAGUCAAGUCUCAGUUGGUCUUCCACUCAAGUGAAGUUCCUGGUGACUGUAGCAGUGCACCACUUGCUAGUGACUUAAGUGUUCAUUACGAUCACUCAUGCAUUGUCACUGGUGACAAGUGCAGCUCAGUUACUGCCCUAACUCCCACUGCUGGUGCCAUACACACAAUGGAACAGUCCAAGUUGAUGUGCAGUGAAGUAGACUCAAACUCAAAGCUUCCCUGCUCUGAAAUGCAGGACUCUGCUGGUUCUGCUCCUAGCUCUGAGGUUUGCUCUGAGAAACUUGUACAUAAAGUUAAAACUGAAACUUCUAAUAGUAAUGAUAGUGAUAUAAAUAUGUCAAGCAUAUGCUUGGGGCAGGAAAACAGUUCAGCAGAAUGCAAUGGAUCACUGACUCAUCCAAGUGAAGACAGUGAGCUGGAUAGUAAUAAGAAUAUAAUAGGUCCCCCACAACCCAAUGUAUCUGAAGAUAUGGCUGCAAGCUUGCCCACACCAGUCACUGUUGAAGCAGCAAAUGCUGAUGGCAGCCAAGCAGUCAUGCCUCCCACAUCACCCAAAACAUAUGGUGCUCCUGUUCAAUCAGUACCCUCAUCUAGUGCCCAAAUGAAUCACUCUUCACUUGAACCUGGUGCUGCUUUAGCAAAUGGUCAAGUGGAGCACACUGGUGGGGAUGAUACUGCCACUGUUAGUGAAACCAUACUCAAUGAACUGGCAACUGUGCUGGCUGACACGAACAUGUUCAAGAAUGAGGCAUCGAUGCAGUCCGAGAGUGACAGCAACAACUAUGUGCCGCUAAGUGUGCUACUCAACACAGCUCCAAUCCGGGCCAUUACUUCAGACCCAGAGGCUCUCAAGAAGGCCCUGGAAAAAGCGGACUCCAAGUGGGACUUUGACAGCGCCACUGGUCGGGUGCGCAUGAGGCCUGGCAGGAAUGUGCUCAUCCUGAGAGAAAUGAAGGAAGAUAUCACACAGGAGGACAUCCUCGGCAUUUUCAAGGAUCCAUGUCCUCCAGUACAGUCAGCUCGCUAUGUUGCAAGUGGCUGCUGGUACAUCACUUUCGAGUCUGGUGAUGAGGCCUACACUGCUUUUUUAUACCUGCACCAGCACGUGAAGAGCUUCAGAGGAGAGUCCAUCAAGGCGCGCAUCAAGAGCAACCAGGCGACGCCCAUGACGACCUUCUCAGGGAACCACGCACGCGCUGCAGGAGCUCCUGCUCAGACUGGGCAGCAAGUCGGUGUGGCGGGUGUGGCCAUCACCACCACACACUUGCCUCACAUAGCUGGAGGCACAAAUGCUGCCCUAUACCACACUCAGCGCCCGGGUUCUACCCCAGCAGCAGCCGGUGCAAUACAGCCCGCUGCUGCUGCUAGCGGCACAACGAGCUCCGUUGUUACUGGCUCCGUGCCGUCAACAGCAGCUGCUGCUGGUAGCCCAUUACUCUACCAUCCUCACACGCUACACCCUCAUCACCAACAUCACCACCACCACCAUCACCACCCCGCAGCCGUGGCUGCUGCAGGAUCACCAUCGAUCGCCCCUUCUCACCUCGCAGCUCCGGCAGCCUGCUACCCAGCCCAGCCUUACUAUAACAUCCAACAUCCCAUGCCAGCAGUCUUCUAUCCGUCACCCCUGAUGACUCAGUGGACUUCUCAUCAAAAUAAUUUUUUGGACUUCAGCCAGUUUGUUAGUUUCAACGGACUCAAUCCGACUAGCACAUACAAGCCCACCGCUGGGCAGCUUGGCCCUCGUUUCAGCAAUGGCAACACGAACAGCACUGGCAACGCGGCCUCAGCCAACAACUCUAGUGCUGUCAAUAAUAAAAACCGUGAUACCAGCCGCGUUCCACUUCCCUCAACCUCUUCGGGAGCUGCAGGCCCGUCUGGCACCACUGGCGGUUCAGCAGGACCGCAUUCUUUGCCUUCACGUCUCUUCAGCCGCCCUCACUCAUCUCCCUCACCUUCGGCUCCAUUGCCUUCUCAACACACAAGUGCCGCCUACUCGGUCCCUUUCAGUUCCUACUCGCAGCCUACUCCAUCGUACGUUGUACCUUACUCCUAUGCGAACGUGCAACCGCAGCUCACUGUCAGUGGUAGUGCGUCUUUGCAGCAUUACCAUCUACAGCAGCAGCAACAACAGCAACAUCAACAGCAGCAAGAAAGCAGCGUCAUCAACCACCAGCAGCAGCAUAUGAGUAGCUCAAACCAGCAGCAGCAAGUGGGCAGCAGCAAUAGUGCUAGUGCAGUCGCCAGUGAUAACAGCUCUAGCAAUAGCACUACAACUCAACAGGAUAGUGGCCGCAGUUCCCCUCUAUUAAUGAAGACCGACACUCCACCAGUACCUCCUCUACUCACUUCUAAUCAGCAUCACUCCAAAAACCAUGACGUGCGUUCCCCUAACGCUCCUUUAAUACCCCAGCCUCCUUUCCUCCACCCUGAAGGAUCCCAUAACUCCCCUCUCAUGGGAACUGCACCUCCCCACUCGCUGCACCACCGCACCAGAUUCAACAGCAAUAACUCUGGUUACCCCGGCCAGGGCAUGUACGGCCAUCAGCGUGGUGGCCCACAUCCUGUCAACAUGAGUGGAGGCGGUAGUGUUCACCGUAACCCGUACCAUCAUCACCAUCAACACCAUCAUCCCCCAGGCUACGGUAUAUAUUCUGGAGGGCCUCCUCAUCACUACAUGGGCAGGGACGCGAUGUCCCAUAGACCCAUGAGGGGCAUGCCGCCCCGUAACAAUAAUUCCGGCGCCAAUAACAAUACCAACAAUAAUAGUAAUAGUCACAGUAAUAGUAACAAUAAUAGUAAUAAUAACAACAAUAAUAGAGGGAGACAAAGACAACGUGAUGAAGGAUCUAGUACAUCUAACACUGGUGAUGAUAGACAAAGCAAUGCAAUGAGCUCCCACAGAUUAUCAGGUAAUAACAGACACAGCGAUAACAACAGAAGUCAACAAAAACACCAAUCUAGUUCAAUUAAUGAUAGCUCCAGCAGAAGUAACAAUUCCAAUACUUCUCUAUCAAGUGCUUCAAAACUCACCCAAGCUCAGCAAGUUUUAGGACAUCAGCAGCAGUUUGCUUUAGAAUCUGACUCAUUCCCUCCAUUACCUGGGGCUGAUGAAAAUUCUUCGGUUGAAGCUAAUAGUUUGGUUAGCAACAGCCCAACUGUGAGCACAGCCUCUGAAGUCCCCACGUACGCGACUGAAGAAACUUCAACUGUGUCAGUUGCGUCGGCUGCAGUACCUGUAACUUCUUCAAACACAGUUACAACCUCUGUAGCUCCGCCCUCCGAUCCUCAUUAUUCUUCCAGAGGGUCGGAUGCUAGUGCCUCCAGUGGCCCUAAAUUUUCUGAUGUAAUGAAGAAACCUCGCGUAGAAGCACCUCCAGCUCUCAAUAAAGGGGCUGAUUCAGAUGCUUCUGCUGUUACUAAUGAUGCUAGUGGUUUGGUGAAUGGUGCUGUUGGUGACAACAGUAACUCGUCGUCUACUUUGGACAGUGGCAAGGAGCAGCGUCAACCACGAGCUCCCAGGAACAGAAGAUCCGAUGCUGCCGUUAAAAAUGGGAACAGUAAUACCAAAACUCAAAGUAACAAGCCUGUUCUGACCACUCCUACCACAACUUCAUCCCCUGCUCUCAAAUUACAGCAGAACAACAGCUGUAACAUUUCGAAUAGCAUUAACAAUAACGUCAGUUCAAGUGCCGUGAAGCCGCCUACUUCAGUGUCUAAACCACAAUAUGGAAGCAAUGUCCCGCAACCUAAAGCUUCAGUGGCAAGAACUUCUUCUGCGAGUGCUUCUCCCAAGGUUCAGAAUGUUAGUGUCUCUCCUUCUGUUGCUUCUGUGUUACCUACAGCUGCCCCACCAGCUGCUCCUCCUGUGCCAACUACCCCUGCCCCGUUGUCUGAUAGAACUGAUGGCGACGAGACUGAGUCCACUGAAGGUCAGGAUGGAGGGGACGAUGGAGGCUGGAUAACUAAAAAGGCUAAAGAACCGCGAGGUCAUCGAUUCGCAACUCGUGGAGGAAGAGAUCACCAUCACACAGGAGCAAGUGGCGGACAUUACGGGAGUAGAGGACACAAGGAUCAAAGCGGCUAUAGUGGUUAUUCAAGUCAUCAACCAACGCUGAACGGUAAUGCUUCACCUCCCCCUUCCAGUUCGAGAUCAGCUCCUCCCAACAACAAAGGAAAAAUAGCAAGAAGUUCAAUUUCGGAAGUCGAAGACAAAACCUCGGCAAACAGUUCGAACGCGGCUCCUGUUGCUGCUAACUGCAGCGUUGCGGCAUUAACAGCUCCUGUCAAUACAAACACUUCCGUCUCUGUUGCCCAAGCCUCCGAGGCAUCUGAGCCCGUUACCACGUGGGCUCAUAUAGCCGGUCAAGGCCCUAAGAAAGCUCCAGCAGUCGCAGCGUCGUCUGGUGGUGUCGGUGACGGCGCUAACAAAGACUCGUGCACGGGGAGCAGCACUUCUGCAACUGCUGCUUCUAGUGCCGGUGCGGUGGCCACGUCUGCUACUGCCGCUCCUCUGUCCCAGGAUAAAGAUAAAAGAAGUACUCUGACCAGACCCACUCGUGGAACUCCUUCUAGGUUCCCAGACCGAGGUGGCGGUCGUGGUAGCCGUGGUGCCUACGGUCAGCCCGGUCGUGGUGGGAUGGCUGCGGGGCGCCGUGAGCACGGUAAUCGUGAGUACAGCAGCAGCAGUUACACGUCAUCACGUGGCGGCCGGUCGCAUUACAACAGACAUGACGGUGAUCACCACCCACAUCACUACAGUAAUGACGCCCCAAGACUACCUGCUCAGCCCUCAAGAGAUGUACCGUCUGCAGCACCUCCACCUGUCGCGUCUAACGUCGCUCGCUCCAAAUGAUGGCCGCUCUCUUGAUACCACAUGAGGAACUUCCUCCUAAUCAACUCUCGUUGUUCUAAUUACCAUUAUUUAUAAUUACUCUGCAGUAUUCCAAAGCUCGUCAUUUUGGAUCAAUAUUCUACAUUGCCCAUCUUCUAUUGUUGCCGUGAAUAAGAUUGUAAGAUAGAGCAAUAGCGCCAAAAACUGUAAAUUUUGUAAUAAUGCAGCAUUGCGGUAUUAGUUUGCACUAUUGAAAUAACUCGAGUGUUUAAAAGUGAUGAGUUUGUUCAAGCAUUUGAGAUUGUUGAUUUUCUGUAGUUCUCUUGGUCCAGCUCGGGUUACCUUUCUUUGGACAGUUUCCUGAAAUAUUUUAGUUUGAAAACCUUUCCGCCACUAAUGAGAGCCAGCUGACUUUUUAGGGAUCCGAACUGUAGUUAUGAAGAAGGAAGAUUAAAACACAAAUAUUGAAUCACUGCCAUAGUUCGUGUUGAACGAAUAUUAAGGUUUAUUUCUUCUCGGUCGCGGGAAGAGUACAGCUACUGGAUGAUGUAAUAUUUUAACCCUUCGCCGUAUUUUUUGACAGAACCUUUGUGCCUCUGUGUCUCGUGAGCGCGGCUCGUGGCAUUGCAGCGAUACACCACGGUUGCCAUUGCUUAUGAGUUUUUUUCGUAGAUAUUGAAUUCCAUAUCUAGUGUUAAACUUUUUUGUCGUUAUUCAACCUAGUAGCUGUAUUUCCUUUUCCCCUUCUUUCGUUUUUGUACAGAGUUGUAACAAAAGUGAUUCGUUAACCUAUAAAUAUAUAUACGCUCGUGUUUAUUUCUACGUGAUGCUGGUGCUGUUUCGACUGACACUACUCAGCUCUUGAUUUUGUUUAUAAACGUUGAUUCAUAUUCUUUAAAAUUUCUGCAGUGCUUGUUUUUAAUGUAAUUGUGGUACUGACAAAUUGGAUAGCGUUAUCAUGUUUAACACUUUUCUAUAUAAGAGAUGUGACGCCGAAUAAUGUCAUUAUCUAAUUUCGUACAAUUUAACCAAAAUGUUACAUUUUUGUUACUGAUGGCUAGAAUUGUGUGCAUAUCGAGUCAUUAUUGUAACCAUUGAUGUUUGAUGCCGAUGAUUCAAUCGGCUUUUGAGCUACGAUUGAACUAUUUAAUACUUAACGAAGUCUCAUAACAAGUGACGUGAAGAUUAUUCUGAAUAUUUUAGACCGACUUAAGUCUGACUCCAUCAUGAUUAGCACUAGUGAGAGGACACAUCAAACUUCAUAGUAAAGUGCCUUGUAUAGUUAAUGUUACUGAACGAGAAGGACGCAAUGUAAUUACUUGUGUUGUAGACAACUGAAACUGUCCGAAUUUCAAGUCUAAUAAUACAUCUGAUUGAUGCUCCUCGAUUUUGUGCUCUGAAGUUUUUCUGAAUCGGCUUCUUUUAUUUUGUAAAAAUGCUCCUUCGUUAGCUCAACUUUGUUUUGUCUCUGAAUGAAUUUCAAUUCAUUAUGCAAUUCUUGAAUAAUGCCUGGAACGCAUAAGCUGUGUGUUGGUGUUGAAAAUAUUACGAGAGCGUCCGAACUGUAGAACCAGUUGUUACUAAGCUCUCGAAUUUUUGGAAAAGAUGCAAGGUAUUCCAAGUGGUUAGAGUAUAUGCUAAUUUGGUUAUAUAUGAACAUUGCCCGUGUCCUGCUGCACGCUUUCACAACUUAUUCUCUCUUGCGUCAAGUUCUAUAGCGUGUCAUUGUGAUAUUACCUAACCGUAACUCUACGAUAAACGUCUCUUUAUACAAUAUAAAGGUAUUGCGAUGUUUACUGUAAUUACCACUGUUUUGUAAUAUAUUGUAUAUAAUAUAGCCGCACUUGUGUACAUGAAACUCGUGAUGUCUGUUUAGUGACAUUGGUUAACAGCAAUGGGCAAAGUUAUCUUUCCUAAUGCAGUGGUACUCAAUUUACUCAGCAAGAAUCGACCCAAGCAAGCAGCACCUGCUGUUUUUAUCGAGUUCUCCUGAGCUUGUGACUAGCUAAGACUGAAUUAUAAUCUUUUUGUUGCACUUGGGUGGCAUUCAUCUUCAAAAUUUGAGUGAAACGCUACAUUUAACAUUUUGUUUGCUGCUACCUAACCUGUCGUCAAUGCCGUUCAUAUCUCUAGGCCUGCUAACUAAAGUUCUUGCAGUAGACUGGGUUAGUAGGUUGCUACUUUGGUACUUGCAAGACAGCAGUACGGAAUUUUUUGUUAUUCUCUUUUCUCUUUUUUGUUAUUCUAUAACUCUGCUUCGGAGAUAAAUCGGUACUAUAUUUGAACGUUUCUGCUGCCUGGACGAUACAUUAGGCAUAUUCUCUCAAGAAUUUGGUGAAAGUAAAACAUGCCGCCGUAAGGUCCUGUUGUGGCGGCUGUAGUAGUGUGAAUAGUGUAAGACAUUUAUUUUGAGAAAAGACAUAAUUAUUAGUCAACUGUUUUUUAAACUCAAGCGCAUCAUGCGAAAGUUGUUGCGGAGCGUUCGAAGGAGUAUCGGACCUGUCCAGAUUUACAACUUGAAAACGUGCAUCCUUUUGGCAGCCUUAUGGUUUGCUUCGACGAUUCUCAUCUCGUGUUUGCAGCAAGAUCAUCGGUGAUCAUUAAGCAGUCCAGAAAAGUAUCAAAGCAUUUUCUAAUAAUUUCGUUACUACUGUGUUGAUGGUCAAAAUGUUCGAUGAAAAUGAUGUUUAAAUUAGCGAUAAAAUAAUUUUUACUUCUUGAAGCCGUCGUUAUUCUGGUUAAUUUCCUUACGAAGAAACUAUUGACGGUUGGGAACGUUUAAGCCGUAAAACUGUGGUCAAGAUACAGUGCGGUUUGUAUGUAUAUGCACCAGUUCUUAACCAGAAAUGUUGUUGACUGUUGUUAUAUUAUGUGUAUUAUUUGUAUGAAUGUGCAUAUGCGGCUUAAUUAAGGGAAGUAGUUCCGCAUUAUUGCUCGCAUCACUCGUAGGUGGUAAGUACCUGUGCUGUGCUAGAUCAUAAGCUACUUCUCCGUGCUCUUCUUUCAUAUUUGAUGGUCUAAUCAUUUCGAUGGCCGAACUUUUGAUAUCGUGAGGUUUGUUUGAUUCAUGUCUAUUUCAAAACAUUGAAUCAUAUGCGCAUUAGCAACAACGUUCUAUUCUGUUCAUUUUCUCCUCUACUGUUGUGAACUGUUUCAAGUAUUUUGUAUGUGCAGGAGAACCAAAGUAUUGCGUUCUUGUUUACCUUAAAAUCUGAAUCAAGGUCAUAACCUUUAUAUAUAUUUUUUUGUAUUCAACCAUAGAGCCAAUAAAUUUUCUUCAUAUCUGUAUUGCAAUUCGUUAACUUGAACUGUUAGUGUUACAUAAUUGCCUUCUGUUGUAUUGACCUCAGAAGCAUGCUCACCUUUUCCAGAAGAUUUGUUCAACUUGAAUGAUUUUUCUGUGCGUUUGCUGCACUUCGCCAUUGCAGUUGCGUACUAAUUCUUCCUCUGGUAAUAUUUAUGUCGGCUGCACAUAACUGUGAGUGUUGUGUACAUAAGCGUGCAAGAGUUUGUAUCUAUAAAGUCGUUGAAAUGACUGUCGUUGAAUCGCCUCAAUAUUUGCUGUCGCUAAUUUAUUGCUGGCAUCAUGUCUGUGAGCGUGGUCUUUGAGGAGCUAUUAUUGGAGUCAUCAUUGCCGUGGUACAUUACGAAGCUACAACUAUUCUGGGUCUGGUUCCCUGAGGUGCCGCCAUGUUGCGUCUGUAAAGCGCUCUGCCUGCGGUGAUGUCAGGUAGUUUUGCUCCUCAUUGUGAUGACUUGUUCUGUGCAUAGUGUAUGGUAUUAUUAUUAGCUAAUGUGUUAUGGGAGAAAUAUUUAAGAAUUUCUGAGUGAAAACGUUCGCGUGACGUUGAUUGUAGAGUGUCACCAAGUCCUAUGUCUACGAUUAUUUGCUCUUGAAUCAUUUUUGUUAAGUUUUUUUAGCAAUUGAUUGUUUGGUUUGCUCAAGUUAAGCAAUGACUUCAGUUAGUUCUUGCCGCGCCCUUUCCUUUGUACGAGUCAUGACAUGCUUCCAAGACUUGCCUGACGGCGAAACCCCUAUCUCGUCAGAGCUCGACGUCACCCUGAAGAGGAACAUGAUUCUUGAUUUAGUAUUGCCUAUUUUAUUUUAAUUAGGGAGCUCUUUUGUUUGCAAGAAUACGGAUAACUAUUGUAAUUGAUCGAUUACUUUUAGGUGUUAUCGAAUCACUCAGAAAUUUUAAUACUGAACCAAUUGCUAAAGCUUGUACCAUAUUAGUGCUUAGAAGAACCUCCCCCAUUGAUUUACUGAGACGCUCUCAGUGUGUGUAUAUGUAACGUAAGAAAUAAACCGCGUUACUCCUAUUAUAUAGACCGUGGGUGUGCUUUCCUGGAACUCCAAUUGAAGUCUGUCCCGUCACUCACCUCCACUUUGGUUUAUUGCUAUGGCCGACGAGAUAGGUUUUUGCGUUGUUGUUUCUUUAUCACAAGUUGUGUUCUUUGAUGAUUCCAGAUUUACAGAUACCAUCUCAUUUCACUUUAGAUGCUAAACGAGUGGUAAAAGUCCAGUCUUGAUAAAGAAGCUUUAGAUAUUGGUUGUUAUAACCUGGCUCUUCAAGCGUUAAAUCACGACUUCCUUGAACUACUUGUCACUUUUUAAUAUGUUUUGUUUAUAAUAAAAAACUGAUAUCGGGGGACUUUGGUCAGAGUUCCUGGAAAGCAUCAGCUUUCCACGAUUUGACCAGUCAUAGUCUUUACAUAUUCAGCAACGAGAAAAAAAAAUAAAAACCCAACGUGGCAGACGAUUUGAUUAAUUUCCGUUUAUAAUUUUCGGCUAUUAUUCAGACUUGAAUUUGUUGUGCUUAUUGAUUCUACUGAAAUGCUGUAAAAAUUUAAUUUUAUAUCCAGUAAAUCUCGAGUCUGUUCACAA